UCUCUCUCUCUCUAUCUAUAUAUAGGUCUCCCCACUCCGCUCUAGCCUCAUCGACCCAUCAUCAUCCAUCAAGUGCAAGCAAGCAGGCAGUCUCAUCGGAACAAUCCAUCCAUCCUAAACCCUCUGAAGAAGCGUCGUCUUCGGAAGCGAUCAUCAUGUCUCUGGUUCGGCGAAGCAACAUCUUCGAUCCCUUCUCCCUCGACCUGUGGGAGCCCUUCGAGGGCUUCCCCUUCGGCGGCGCCCUCUCGUUCCCGCGCCCCUCGGCGUCCUUCCCCGCGGAGACAGCGUCGUUCGCGGGCGCCCGCAUAGAUUGGAAGGAGACGCCGGAGGCGCACGUGUUCAAGGCGGAUCUGCCGGGGGUGAAGAAGGAGGAGGUGAAGGUGGAGGUGGAGGAGGGCAACGUCCUGCAGAUCAGCGGCGAGCGCACCAGGGAGAAGGAGGAGAAGAACGACACCUGGCACCGCGUGGAGCGCAGCAGCGGCAAGUUCCUACGCAGGUUCCGCCUCCCCGACAACGCCAAGGUCGAUCAGGUCAAGGCCGCCAUGGAGAACGGCGUGCUCACCGUCACCGUCCCCAAGGAGGACGUCAAGAAGCCCCAGGUCAAGUCCGUCCAGAUCUCCGGCUGAUCACGAUGAUGCUGAUCAGCACAGCACCAGCAGCAGCUUUGCUUCCUUCCUUCCUUCCUUCCUUCCUUCCUUCCCAGAACGAAUAAAUCUUCUAGGUCUCAUCUACUUCGUCAUCGUCUCUCUCUCUGUGCGUCUGAUCUGAGUCUCUCUUUAAUCGUAGUGUAAUGUGUAGUGUGCUGCUACUUACUCGUUAGGGUCGGUUCGGUGCCUUCUUUCUCUGUCCAUCGCAUUUCGUCGAGCGAUUCUCGUGCAUUUUUGUAUUUUGAAUUGCUGGUGAAUUACUGAUGCGUGUCUUGGUCGUGCUGUAUGCCGGGCCACUUUGCGUGUAAAUAAAUCGUGUGAAUCUUAUCCUAUGAUGUGUGACUAUUCCUUCUACUU
Messenger RNA from Ananas comosus (pineapple), 1004 nucleotides. Its product is annotated as 17.9 kDa class I heat shock protein-like. The coding region runs from base 156 to 626 and encodes 156 amino acids. The record is from RefSeq and is a predicted model, not a curated record. Gene Ontology annotation, biological process: response to hydrogen peroxide; response to salt stress; protein complex oligomerization. NCBI's taxonomy places the organism in Eukaryota, Viridiplantae, Streptophyta, Magnoliopsida, Poales, Bromeliaceae. The transcript has a single exon.